This is a messenger RNA of Schistocerca cancellata (South American locust), 1995 nucleotides long. Its product is annotated as RING finger and transmembrane domain-containing protein 2. NCBI's taxonomy places the organism in Eukaryota, Metazoa, Arthropoda, Insecta, Orthoptera, Acrididae. The record is from RefSeq and is a predicted model, not a curated record. Gene Ontology annotation, molecular function: ubiquitin protein ligase activity. The transcript is spliced from 7 exons. Bases 223 to 1587 code for a protein of 454 amino acids. Gene Ontology annotation, biological process: positive regulation of ERAD pathway.
CUACUCUUCAAAUCAUCGCAAAUUGGGCAAGAAUUCUGUAUCAAUCUCUGACGCACAUAGUAAAUAAAAGAGUCAGAGAUAAUAUGCGAUUGCAGGAUUUGACACAGAUGGAACUUGGUAAUGAUGUUUUUGUGUGUUGUGUGAUGUGGACUGAAAGAGUGUUGUGUUCCACAAAUACCGAUCAAUCAAACACAAUGAAACGACUUUCCUAACACCUUAACAAUGGCGCAGUCCGGUGACGGCAGAGGACCACCAAAUAUUAGCAGCAGAUUUGGAGUGCCGUUUGCAAUGUUUGGACAUAGACAGGCACAUCACGGUUUAUUAAUGACACAUUCCGUAACGCCACUGGGGGCCACAACAAGUACACCUCGACUUAUCCGAGAAAACUUGCGUUCUGUAUAUGCUGAGCUGACACGUACAGCUCAAGAAGGUGGCCUGUCAUCAUGGCUCCAUGGUCCUGGUGAUAAUGGUGAAGGAGUCAGUGCUAUUCAGCAAAGACCACAGCCAGUAGUACAAAAUGAUCCCACGAACUCAACAGAUAGUAUUGCAAUUUCCAUUGAUGUAGGUGCCCCAAAUGCAAGUCAUAUUGGCAGUGAACAGAACAUCCCAGAGACUGGUGGCCAUGUCCACACCCACAUAAAUAGUGGAAAUAAUAACAACAACAACAAUAAUAAUAAUAUUGAUGAAGGGCCUGCUGAAAUAUUGCGACAGAGUCCAGAAACAAGAGAGUUCCUAUCCAUUCUACAAAAAUACAUUCCAUUUGUCCUGAUACUCUGCGCAAAAGGAUUAUAUGAUCAUCGAGCAGGCAUUCUUAUAUUUCUGGCCUUAUCAAUAACGGCAUGCUAUAGCAACACAGUUCUAAGGAGAGAAAUUGGGAAACAAUCUCGCCGUAGCCUUGGCACUCUUGGUCUCGUUGUAACAAACUUACUUGUUUGUAUCCUUGGAUUGUAUUAUUUCUUUGAGGACCAAAAGCUCUAUCUCAGUUUGGUGUUCAUACCUCCCUACUCUCAGCCUCUGAGUAUGUGGGAUCUGCUUUGGAUAGUGGGUAUCACUGACUUUGUACUGAAGCUUGCAACAAUAAUAUUCAAAGUGUUAAUUGCAGCAUUGCCAGCAUUUGCAGUUCCAUAUCAGAGGAGAGGAAAAUAUUAUCUAUUUGUGGAAGCAACAUCACAACUUUACCGUUGUUUGGCACCUAUCCAGCCAUGGCUGUACUAUCUUCUGGAAUCUUAUCAGGGUCCAGAAAAAGUUGUAGGUGUCUUCCUGUCUGCUGCAUACAUGGUUUCAAAGGGCACAGACCUUAUGGUGAAAGUCCGCCUGUGGAGAGCUGCCUUCUGGAAGCUGUUGCAGAAUGUGAAUCUUGGUAUGAGCCCCAGCAAGGAACAACUACAGUCAGCAGGAGGGCAGUGUCCCAUCUGCCAUGAUAAUUACGCUGAGCCCGUUCUUCUCCAGUGCCGACAUAUCUUCUGUGAGGCUUGUGUUUCUACUUGGUUUGAUCGUGAGCAGACAUGUCCUCUGUGUCGUGCACGUGUUGUUGAUGAUCCUGCCUGGCGUGAUGGGUCCACUGCCCUAUUUGUCCAGUUGUACUGAAAAAUGUUGAAGAAAACACACACACACACACACACACACACACACACACACACACACACUUCAUUUUUAUCACUGUCUGUCAUUCUAAAGGAAUUUGUUAGCAUUUUAGCUAGAAUAUAUUUUCAACAUUUUACCCCAUCUUUGUUAUGCACAGCAUAUUUUUUACCAAAACAUAACUCAUUGUCGUAAACAGCGAAGGUAAAUAUGUUACUUGGAAAUUUUUGAGUUUUAUGUACCCAAAAGAAAUAUUUAUUAUGUUAAAAAUUAUUGUUGGUGUAAGAGACUUGUUUUAUAUCACCACAUAGCUAUCUAAAAAAAAGAAAGAAAGAAAGCUCUACUCAAUAGAGACUUGUUUUAUAUCACCACAUAGCUAUUAAAAAAAAAAAAAAAGAAAAAGAAAGAAAGAAA